Phalaenopsis equestris is the source of this 3093-nucleotide messenger RNA. RefSeq names its product disease resistance protein RPS2-like. The record is from RefSeq and is a predicted model, not a curated record. Gene Ontology annotation, molecular function: protein binding; ADP binding. Bases 243 to 3065 code for a protein of 940 amino acids. The transcript has a single exon. Lineage: Eukaryota; Viridiplantae; Streptophyta; Magnoliopsida; Asparagales; Orchidaceae.
AGUCCGCUUCCCCAAAAUUCAAGAUCCCACUACUUCCCACACGGCUAAACAUAAGCUGGCAGGCAGAGAAAGCAUCAAGGAAGCUCCUUCCACUCCUAGAAAAAAAAAUUUAUCCAGACGCCCAAUUACAAGCUGAACUCAAAAAAAAAAAUACCUUCCAAGUUCCAAAUUUUCUCCAACCAUCAAUCACUUGACACAACAAAAAAGCCACUCCCAAUCUUUCUCCCACCAAGUCGCGACCCAUGGGUAAGAAAGUCCUCGUCCGAAGCAGCAGAACCCUUCCCCUCACUCCCCCCACCUCCAUCCCUCCCCCUCCUCUCAAUUCCCCUUCCUCUAUCAAAAACCUCAACUUCAUCGGAAUCCAACCCAACCUGAACACCAUCCUUCACAGCCUCAAAUCCGGAGACUCUCUCAUCGGAAUCUGGGGCCCCGGCGGCGUCGGCAAAACCACUCUCCUUCGCUCCAUCCACACCACUCUGUACGCCGAAGCUCGCACCAGCUCUGCAACCUUCGAUUUCAUUAUCUUCUCCGAAGCUUCUCUAACCUACAAUCCCGAAUCGGUACAGCGCCACAUCGCUUCCCACCUCGGCCUAAAACUCCCACCUUUCGCGUCCUCAAAAGACAUAACCCAAUCCAUCUUCAACUGCCUGAAAAGACGAAGCUUCCUCCUCCUUCUCGACGAUCUGUGGGAUGCCGUUGACCUAACACUGCUCGGCAUCCCCGAACCCGCAGCCGCGCCGCUUUACCGCGCCGUUGUUAAAGACAUAACCCAAUCCAUCUUCAACUGCCUGAAACGACGCAGCUUCCUCCUCCUUCUCGACGAUCUGUGGGAUGUCGUUGACCUAACACUGCUCGGCAUCCCUGAACCCGCAGCCGCGCCGCUUUACCGCGCCGUUGUGUUUACGACUCGUUAUAAGGAAGUAUGUAAUAGAAUGGGUCGUAACUGCCGUCUUGUCCGCCUCGAUUGCUUGGCCAGCGAUGAUGCGUUUGCUUUGUUUUCUGAGAAAGUUGGACUCGAAACCCUAAAUUCAGAUCACCGAAUAAGAAAAAUUGCGGAAGAAAUCAUCAACGAUUACUGUCAAAGACUGCCGCUUGCUCUUACGGCCACUGGUGCAGCGCUGUCAUCGAAGAAGACUUAUGAAGAAUGGGUCGUAGCGGACAGAAAUUUGAAGAAAUCGUCUGCAAAUUUUCCAGGCAUGGGCAAGUCAUUUUUCCCCCUUUUAAAGCUUAGUUAUGAUAAUUUAGACGAUGGAGCGAAAAGGUGCUUCCUUUCUUGCGCUCUGUGGCCGGAAAACUACAGCAUUUGCAGCGAAGAGCUUAUUGAAUGUUGGAUGGGACUUGGAUUCAUCAACGAGGUUGAUAUCAGUGCAGCCUACUCUCAUGGCUGCCAUGUUAUUAACACCUUGAAAGGUGCAAGCUUGCUGACUCCUGGCGAUGUUGAGAGUGAAGUGAGGAUGCCUCAGACCAUCAGCGGACUUGCUCUGUGGAUUGCUUCUGACUAUGGAGUGAACAGGGAGAAGUGGAUUGUGACCCUGGAUUCUUCUCUGAAAACCGGGCAUCAUCAUUUCAAUUGGAGCAAUGCUGAGAGUGUUUCUUUCAUGUAUAAUGACAUUGAAGCAGUUCCUUUGCCGGCAAAAUGUGAAGGGCUGACAACACUGAUACUGAAGGGGAAUAUGUCAUUGACAAGCAUUCCUCCAGGAUUCUUUGCUCGGAUGCCUGCUCUCACCUACUUGGAUUUAUCGAAUACUGGGAUUGCUGCUGACAUUCGUAGGCUCACGAAGCUCAAAUACCUCAAUUUAAGUCAUACAAGAUUGAAUUCAUUACCUAUGGAUGUUGAACAUUUUAAAGAAUUGGAGUAUUUGCUGCUUUACAGAACUCUGAAUCUGAAGCCAAUACCUAGGAAGGUGCUCUUAGGACUUUCGAAGCUUCGGGUGCUUGAUCUUUCAGCCAGUGGCAAUGGGUAUGAUUUGGAUAUCAGGAACGGCGGUUCUAGCAGUAGUCAAGGAUGUAGAUCUGCUGCUGAUAUCCUGGACUUGGAGUGCUUUGGCAGGGACAAGAACCGCAAAUCAGCAUUGGCCCUAGGUAUCAUGGUAGUAUCAGUUAAGGCUGUAGGCAGGCUAUCCAAGCUUUCUGGUGUAUGCACAAGACGGCUAUGUAUGAACAAUCUUGAGGGAUUCCAAGGAACCCUUGAUCUGCUCUCCCCAGACUUGCUUGGAACCACCAAUGGAAGGAUUGGGAAGAGGCUCAGGGAGCUGACCAUCAUGAACUGUGACAGAUUGGUGAAGCUUAUGAUGGUCGAUACUUCUCGUGAACCGGCGGUGAAGAGGACUGCAGCAGCACAUGGCCCCUGUCUUCUGAGUCUUGAGAUUCUGCAGUUCUUGGAGCUGAGAAGAAUGAAAGAGAUAAGUUGGAGAGGAGUCACAGCCGAAGACUUGCUUCCAAGCCUUAGAGAGUUAACAAUAUACAAAUGUGAUGAACUGAAGAAUGUUAGCUGGGUGCUAAAGCUGCCAUCUUUGGAGUACUUGCAGCUACAAGAAUGUGCUGGGAUGGAAGACGUGAUUGGAAAUGAAGCAAAUGCAAUCAAAAUGGCCGAACAGGCAUUUCCUAAACUGAAAGGAAUGAUUUUGGAUGAACUUCCAUGCUUGCGUAAAAUUUGUAGCCAAACAUUGUGUUUCCCUGCAUUGGAAUCUCUGCAGGUUUCUGGGUGCCUAAAGCUGGUAAAACUUCCCUUUGGCCCUGAGAUAAGAAGCAGCAAGCUGAAGAAAAUUCAAUGUGAGAAGAUGUGGUGGGAAUGUUUGCAGUGGGAGGAUAAGAGCAUCAAGAGACAGCUGCUUGACUUCUGCUUCUUUAUUCCACCUCGAGCGCCAUUAACUACUCUUCCUUCUCGACGGUCUGAGCCAGUUGAGGAGAGGAAUGGCUCAUUGGGUUCUUUCUACCGUGCAGUGCUUUUGCCUCUAUCACUGCCUCUUUUUUUGUUGCCUUUGAGCACGGUGUUACCUUCUUCAGUUUUGUUGAUAUGCGUGUUUCUCCUCUUUGUGGCAAGAUGGGGACUUUUGCAGAGGUAGCGGAAGGAUGAAACGUAGAGUUGAAGCA